CGGUGAAUUUUCAUACUAAUCGCAAUCAAUAUUAAAAGUCUAAUUGAAACGUUUGCUUGUUGUGUUGUAACAUCCAUCCAGACUGCUGAAUGUUCACAGUAUAUUUAAUUACAAACAGCAUAAACAAUCACUCAGUCACGUGUAUAAUUAAAAAGUAAUUGUACUAAUUGUGGUAUUGUGACACGAAACGAACAAUAUGGGAGAGAACGUAGAAAUCGAUAAGCUAAUGGAUAACCUCCGAGAACUACUGGAUGAAUAUAAAGAAUUGGUAGAAAAUAAUAAGAAAGACGAGGGAAUAGAGAUUAUGAAGACAGUGGAAAAAGUUGUAAUUAAUAUGGAAGAAUUAUGCACUGAUGAGGAAAAGAAAAAGGAAUUAAUCGUGCUGCAUGCAACGGUAAAUCUAAAUGUUGCUUCUUUAUAUCGUGAUAUAGGGGAACUGAAAGACCAUGAAACACACUUACUGAAAUGUUUGGACUUAUUGCAAAAACAAAAGAUAGAUAUGAAAAUGAAGCUCAGUCCAAUUAUUGGGUGUCUGGGUCGAUUAGGUAUGAUUUAUUCCGAAUGGAACCAAAACGAGAAAGCGCUAAAUUAUUUCAAUACAUUGGAUCAAAUCUUUGUUGACUAUGCAAGUGUUGGGGACGAUUAUAUUUUUGAAGAGCCCAUCUUCACUUUUAUGAAUAUCAUAAAUAAUGUGGAGAAAUUUAAAACUACAUUGGAGGACUUUCACAUGCUAGCGUUGUAUUCUAUGGUUCAGAUUUAUUUUGCUCUGGGUGAUCACAAAAAUUCUGCUCUAUCGUGUCAUAGGACUUUGUGCAAACAGUUGUAUCUCAACAAAACUACGCAAAAGCUAGACUAUAUAGAUUGGGUUUUGAACGCAGCAACAUUGUCCCAAUACUUUUUGCAAAUUGAAGCCUUUGAUCUAGCGAGGCAUCAUUUAGCUGCUGCAUCCUAUAUAUUAGAAACAUACGAAAAUAUAUUGAAGGAGAAAACCAAAGAGAAUCCAGAAUCUGAGCAAAAUGCUGCAGAUUGGGAAGAUUUUAAACACAGAAGUGCAGAUGUUGCUAUGUGUUGGUCGAAGUAUGGUAUCAUACUUUUAGAUGUAUCUAAGGAAAGGCUUUUAGAAAUGAGCAAGCUGGAUGAAGAUAAUAAUGAGACAUUUCAACAGAUGAAUCUGAAAAAAAUUUCAGAAUUGAAAUCGAUUGCAAACUUAAAAUUCCAUGAUUUAGAAGAGAAAAUAGAACCGAUUGAAAACCAAGUUACUGAUCAAUAUUUGUUAGAUUUCGAUGAUGCUAAGCCAAUAUUUUUAAAUGUUAAAAAAUGGUUGGACCAGGCUAAAUCCUAUUACACAUUGAAUGAACACGCAUCGGUUCAUGUAACAAUUGCAAAAAGUCUUGCAGGAGCAUACUAUCACUUAGCGUUCUUUGAAGAGGACGGAGAUAGACAAGCAAAAAUGCACAAAAGGAGGAUAGAUGUUUUAGAAAGUGUUAUAAAUGAAUUAAAUCCUCAGUAUUAUAAAGCUGAAUGUAGACAAUUCUGGAUUUCUUUAGGGGAAGCAUAUUCGGAUCUACUUAGUACAAAGCUCGACCGUUUGAACUCCACUGACAGGAAGCCAGAAGCGAUAGCAAAAAUUAAUCGAUUGGCACAAAAUUCGAUAAAUAAUUAUCAAAGGUUUCUCGAUUCUUUAGAUUAUUGCUUUGACGAUCCUGAAUUGCGAGAGCUGCCCGAUGAUGUAUUGCAACCUACCCUAUCUUCCCAUUUUCAUAUCGGUAGGCUGUAUGGAAAAAUGAUAACUUCUGACAAAGCAGUUCAAGCAGAUAAUACUGAAAAGUCUAUCAAUGCAUUGAAAUUUGUUGUUACCUAUUGCACGAAAUAUACUGCAGCAUCAGAGAUUAUGAAAUCAGAAUUGUAUCUUUGCAAAGAACUGAUCGCUUUAUUGCCGGUGAGAUUAAAUAAAUUACGGGAAUCAGUAAUGAAGUAAUUGAUAAUGCAUCAUUGUACAUUUUAACACGUUUCUAAGCUUUAUUUAAUAUACAUUUGACAUUCUCUAUAAAUAUCUUUUGUUUUUAUAUUUUGAAACGAGUAAUAGUUCCAAGUCUAUUACACGCAAUAUAUGUUUUACUGUUUGAAAACAGUAAUUGUAAUAUGUACUCCGAAGAAGAAAAUAAAUUUUCUUAUAAUAUAUUUAAAAUA
Messenger RNA from Megalopta genalis, 2190 nucleotides. Its product is annotated as KIF-binding protein. Gene Ontology annotation, biological process: microtubule cytoskeleton organization; neuron projection maintenance; central nervous system projection neuron axonogenesis. Lineage: Eukaryota; Metazoa; Arthropoda; Insecta; Hymenoptera; Halictidae. The record is from RefSeq and is a predicted model, not a curated record. Gene Ontology annotation, molecular function: protein binding.